This is a messenger RNA of Naegleria lovaniensis, 684 nucleotides long. RefSeq lists its product as uncharacterized. Bases 1 to 684 code for a protein of 227 amino acids. The record is from RefSeq and is a predicted model, not a curated record. The transcript has a single exon. Lineage: Eukaryota; Heterolobosea; Eutetramitea; Acrasida; Naegleriidae.
AUGGCCAAAACAUCAAACAAACGUGUCAACAACAAGAGCAAAAGUACAACAAAAAAGAAACAAGCAACCAAAAACAAGAAGCAAACAACCAACGUUCGUGAUCUACAAUGGCUUGCGUAUGAUGGUAGUAAUUCUUCAUCAUAUAGAGAUGUUUAUCAAAUCAUGCCUCAAGCAAAUCCAGUUGGAAGAGAGCGUAUUAGGAUGGCUGCUUGUUUGGCAAUGUUUGCUCAUUCUGCUGCUUUCUUUCUUGGUCAUUCUUUAGAUCCCUAUUACACCAAGAGAUACCAACGAGGAAUCAAACUCGGUUGUUUGAAUCCUGAUUACUUUGUAAGAUAUUUUGGCAACUCUUCAGCAAGAUAUAUCACCAAGCAUCAGGUUUUGAAUUUUGAUAAUCAUACUCGUAGGAUUGAAUGUAUUGGGUUUGCCUUCGAUAAUUUUGAAGAUAUGCCAGGAUUGAAUUGUGGGAAAACUUAUGCUUUAAGAGGAUUUGUUGCUCAAAAUCCAGUUCGCGUCUUCGAUCAUGAUAUCAAUCAAUAUGUGACAAUGCAUUUUGAUUUUCAAUAUCGAAUGUAUUUCACAAAACUCGUCUUCUAUUGUAAUACUGAAUCAUGGAUGGUCACUGUUGAUUUUGAUUGGACAAUUGAAAGAUAUAACGAAAUGAAUGAUACAUGGGAUUCGGUUUAA